CUUGAACUCUCCAGAUUUCUUCUCUUAAUCUAGAGCCGAUGCCUCUUUAUUUAUUUAUUCACAUCAAGGUGUUCUCAUCAAUUUUCUUGUAUAUGUGGAUGACAUUAUCCUUACAGGAAAUCAGUCGAGUGCAGUUGAAGCCUUUAUCAGACAACUCACCUCACGGUUCUCUGUUAAAGAUCUGGGGAUGCUGAAUCGUUUUCUUGGCAUGGAAGUUAUUCCACAUCCUGAUGGCCUAUUUUUAUCUCAAAGGCAGUACACGUUACAUAUUCUUGAGACUUGUAACAUGCAUGAAGCACGUGAGGCACCUACUCCCAUGUCAUCAAAUUCAUCUUUACACAUUACUGAUGGUCAUGUUUCUGCCGAUGCCAGUCAAUAUCGUCGUGCUAUUGGGCUUUUACAAUAUUUAGCAUUCACUCGUCCUGACAUUUCGUUUGCGGUCAACCGGCUUACUCAAUUUAUGCAUGCACCUACGGACGUUCAUUGGCAAGGAGUCAAACGCAUCCUGCGCUAUCUAAAAGGCACACUUGAUUUCGGUCUAUUUCUCAACCGAUUGUCUCCUAUGACUAUUUCUGUGUUUUCUGAUUCUGACUGGGGAGGGGUACAUGACGGUGGGAAAUCCACCACUGCUUAUGUAAUAUAUUUGGGUUCAAAUAUCAUUUCCUGGAAGUCCGCCAAACAGAAGACUGUUUCCAGAUCUUCUACAGAGGCGGAAUAUAGAGCAGUUGCCCAUGCUAGUGCGGAACUUCUUUGAAUUUGUCAUUUGCUAUCUGAACUGGGUAUUACCUUACAAUCUACACCUCAACUUUUUUGUGACAACCAAGGUGCUACAUAUGUGUGUGUUAAUCUGAUUUUUCACUCUCGUAUGAAGCAUCUUGCUCUUGAUUAUUUUUUUGUUCGUGAACUUGUUGAGCAAGGUAAACUUAGUGUACAUCAUAUUUCUACAAAGUUGCAAAUAGCAGACAUUCUCACCAAGCCUUUGGGCAAGGAGUUCUUUACUCGUUUCCCGUCCAAGCUAGGAGUUUCCCUUGGAACCUCUAUAUUGUGGGGGCGUAUUAGCACAUAAUUAAUUAUAUUAUUUGUAUACUUAUCCGAAUACAUGUAUUUAGCAUCAGUAGUUGAGAGAUCUUAUCCCUUUGCUAUCUCUCUGGCUGGAUACAUGUAUUUAUAUACGAAUGUAAUCUGCAACUCAAUCAUCAAUCAAUACAUUCUUAUUCUCUCAUAUCUCUUGUAGACUAGACCAAACGGAAGAGCAGUCUAGAGAGUUGCACAGAGAAUUAUUUAUCUAUUGGAUGCACAGAGAGUUGCACAGAGAAUUGUGGGAUGGCCUCUAUGUUGUCAUUAGUUUUGCAAUUACUAUGUUUUUAAAUCAAGCUGAAAUAUUUUUUUGGCAAAAACUGAAUAAUC
Messenger RNA from Cuscuta epithymum, 1407 nucleotides. Lineage: Eukaryota; Viridiplantae; Streptophyta; Magnoliopsida; Solanales; Convolvulaceae. The record is from the annotation of a GenBank genome assembly.